AUGAUUGGCAUCUUUCAUGUUUUCAUGUGGUAUUUUGUACUGACUAUCUAUAGUGGACAAAUUAAAGGAUUCUUUGGAAUAUAUGAGCCUAUAACUUACAAGGCAGGAACUUCAUUAUGGGGAGUUAAUUUCAUUCUUGCAGGAUCCUUUAUAAUAAGAACAACAAAGCAUCCAAAUAAAUAUCUGAUUAUCAGUGCUUUGCUCCUGAACGUCUUCGCCUUCCUUACUGGAGUAGCUGGAAUCAUUCUAACACUCGUGGAGCUGUCCAAGUUCCCUUCUGUGUCCUAUAGGAGUUAUGGGCAAGCAAAACUUGGGAGGGAGGUGUCUCGUCUCUUACUGCUUUCCUACCACCUGGAAAUUGGAGUUUCGUUUGUGUACUCACUCUUCAGCUUCCUUCACCUGAAUCUGCAGCCUCAGCACAGUUUCGAGGGCCCCGUGCGCUGCAGGCGUCCGCGUGGGUGGGUGUCCCCGCGCUCCGUGGCCCCGCAGCCGCACUGUCCUUCACGACCGCCAACGGCGUUAGAGCCCCACAGCGAGGAGGGGAUGAGAGGCCCCGCUGAGGGAGCAGAGACCACCAAGCAGCUCAGUGACUUGGUGGCCAUGGAAAACCAGGGGUCUUGCAGCCACCACAGAGGCCUGGCGUCCACUGAAGACCCCAUGAAAACACCAUCCUCUGACUGUAGUCAGUAUCUUGUCCAAACUCGCAGCUCCCUGAAAAACACCUAUUGCCACUUGGUGGUGGCCAUUUAG
Molecule: messenger RNA, 750 nt
Organism: Elephantulus edwardii (Cape elephant shrew)
Lineage: Eukaryota; Metazoa; Chordata; Mammalia; Macroscelidea; Macroscelididae
Gene: MS4A13
Product: membrane-spanning 4-domains, subfamily A, member 13
Exons: 6
Coding region: 1-750 (249 amino acids)
Cellular component (GO): membrane
Source: RefSeq, a predicted model, not a curated record